CUCACUGGACAACGGCUCUUCCACUGGUAUCUUUGUUGGAAAGAUCCUUAAUGAAGCAAAUAUAAAUGCCAACAGAGCAUUUGCUUUCGUUGAUGGUGAAGAAAAACAGAAGGCACUACGAAUUUGCCCUGAAGGAGUGGCCCAUUCAGCGUCUCGAAGCAGCUGCCCUAUCACCUUCCCCAAUAGCGAGGCUGCCUCCAGGGCCUCGACCCUGCCCCCCGAGGCAUAUAUUCCUAAACGGGAUCUGACCAUGGUGCCGGUCUUUGUUGCCGGGAAUCUCACUUCAUUCAUGAUGCUUGAUACCGCGAACCCUGAGGAGAUCAUCUCCCUUUCGGCCACCUGUGUUCAAACCUUGACAUGGCCUUAUCAACAGUGA
This is a messenger RNA of Acaulospora colombiana, 376 nucleotides long. The record is from the annotation of a GenBank genome assembly. NCBI's taxonomy places the organism in Eukaryota, Fungi, Glomeromycota, Glomeromycetes, Diversisporales, Acaulosporaceae.